Messenger RNA from Funneliformis caledonium, 522 nucleotides. NCBI's taxonomy places the organism in Eukaryota, Fungi, Glomeromycota, Glomeromycetes, Glomerales, Glomeraceae. The record is from the annotation of a GenBank genome assembly.
AUGUCGAGAAAUAGAUCAAGAAGUUUCAUUACUACAGAAAAACCAACCUCUUAUAAUGAUACUUUAGACCAAUCUGCUUUACCAAACUUAAAUUCUAAUUGGGUAUACGAUAAGGGUGCUUGGUUAGUUCAUAUCGUUCUGAUUUUAUGUAUCAAGAUUUUGUUUGGUAGUAUUCCGGGUGUUCCUUCUGAAGCCAGUUGGACAUUUACCAACCUAACAUAUAUGCUGGGCAGUUUUUUAUUGUUUCAUUGGGUAAAAGGGGUCCCGUUCGAUUUUAAUUCAGGAGCUUAUGAUGGAUUAACAUUAUGGGAACAAAUUGAUAAUGGAGCUCAAUUUACUCCCGCCAAAAAGUAUCUUACAGCUGUGCCAAUUGGACUGUUUCUACUUAGCACUCAUUAUACUCAUUAUGAUGGAAUUACAUUCUUGGUGAAUUUCAUUUUGUUAAUUGUGGUGGUGAUAGCGAAAUUACCUCAAUUACAUAAAGUUCGUUUAUUUGGAAUCAACAGACUUGAGGCCGAAUGA